Molecule: messenger RNA, 1920 nt
Organism: Meriones unguiculatus (Mongolian gerbil)
Lineage: Eukaryota; Metazoa; Chordata; Mammalia; Rodentia; Muridae
Gene: Cd24
Product: CD24 molecule
Exons: 2
Coding region: 152-382 (76 amino acids)
Biological process (GO): cell adhesion
Cellular component (GO): external side of plasma membrane
Source: RefSeq, a predicted model, not a curated record
CCGCCGGCCGGCCGCGCUCCCCACCUUGCCUGCACCCGCGCGAGCCGAGCCCUUCCCCACCGCACCGAAGGUCCAGAGAGAGCGAGAGAGAGCGAGCGAGCGAGAGAGAGUGAGAGAGAGAGAGUGGCCGCGGCGCGCCGACGGAGCGGACAUGGGCAGAGCCAUGGUGGCCAGGCUGGGGCUGGGGUUGCUGCUGCUGGCGCUGCUCCUCCCCACGCAGAUUUAUUGCAACCAGACAUCUGUUGCGCCAUUUUCAAGUAACCAGAACAUCUCUGCUGACCCAAAUCCAACCAAUGCCACCACCAGAGCGGGUGGCAGCACCCUGCAGUCGACAGCUGGCCUCCUCGCCCUGUCACUCUCUCUUUUACACCUCUACUGCUAGAGACUCAGGCCAAGAGACGUCUCUACUUCCCCAUCUUCUAGACCCCACCCCAAAUGGCAACCACAAGUCCGGCGUGACCAGGAAGAAACAGCUCCACAUCAAAUCUGCUAUUACCACACCUCAACAGAAAACACUGAGAAUUCCAAAUUUGGCUGGUUCAGAAGGACAUGUGAAGAGUCUGAGAGAUGAUCAAUGCCAAUAUUGAAUCUGCUGAAGUUUUGUGUUCGAGAUGAAGACUGACAGCAUCCAAAAUUGACAUGAUUUCCUAGAAUGUGGCUUAGGAAAUGUGGAACACUUAAAACUCUAACUUGAAAUCAGGCAUAGGUUUUAGGUAGAGAUAAGGAUGGGCUGUGGAAUGGAGAAUCAUUUCUUCUCAUUGGUUCAUUCAAGCCAUAAGGCCAUAACACAGUUAAGUGAUAUUAUAAAAAGCUUCUCUGAUGCUAUUUAUCUAUGUUGGAUGGAACUACCAGGUGUUACUUUAAGUCCUCAAUGUAUUGUUUCAUUACUACUAAUUUAAUAUGCUCAACUCUGGGCAAAGCUCCACAUUGUUGAAUUAUCACUGUUCUCUCUGGAACGGAACAUUUUAGCCCCUCCUUCUUUGGCUUUAGGCUUGACAUUAUAUUUGACCUUUAUUAGCAAUUGACAUGUGCCAGGCAGUGAUGGAUUGGAACCCACCUCCAGAUCCAGGCACCACUGAAUAAGUCUUAUUUCAAAAGUCACAUAGCAGGUGUUUUCCAUCAUCUUUUUCCACUUAGCGAGAGGACCAGAGUCAUUUAAGUAAACUGGUUCCAGACAGCAGAAUAAUGAUCACCUCAGCUAAUUUCAAAAUGCUGCUUUUUAUUUCUGCUUAGGUUGAGGGUUUUUUAUAAUUUAAAGUGUGGCUUGUUAGGAAGGCAAAUUUAUGAAUCUUGAAAUUCUAAAGGCAAAUAUGCAAAGGAGCCAAAACUGGAAACCCAGCACUUGGGACGUGAAGAUUGGAAGCUAACUCUCAUUGAAUUCACAAAGUCUUUUAUACAAUUUCUGUAAAUACUUUUUUUUUUUAAAAGAGAAAAAUAAAACAGUGGAUCAGAAUAGCCACAUUUGGAAUACUUUGGUUAUCAGUUCAUCUUUCUAGAUAGUUUGACAUUGGUCCUGUGCCUGAAAGUCGGCUUGGUUCUGCAGUAAGUUUUUCUUCAACAGCCUUGAUACACACAUACCUUCUAAAACAGAAAUUCCUUGAAAAAAAAAUCUUUUGUUCGCAUGGUCACACACUGAUGCUUACACGUUCUGGGAUCUAACACGGCCACAGUAGUCUUGAUAACAGAGUCAUUUUUAUCCAUCUUUAGAAACCCACCCAGGAACAAGGAGACCUCACAGACCCGAAGCUAUUGUGUGUGUGAAUGAACACUCCCUCUUGCCUCGUACCUGAAUGCUGUACAUCUAUUUGAUUGUAUAUUGUGUUUGUGUAUUUAUGCUUUGAUUCAUAGUAACUUCUCAUGUUAUGGAAUUGAUUUGCAUUGAACACAAACUGUAAAUAAAAGGAAGAAAUGGCUGAAAAA